AUGGGUGGUGGAGAUGAGUCGAUGUUAGGAGGUGGUAAGACGACGUCGCCGCCACAAGCAUCGUCCAGAUCCGAACCAGCGACUCCAAAUAAGAAUAUGUUUCACUAUAAAUCGCCGUCUAGGGGCAGUCGGGCAGGUGGAGGGGUUCAGACCACAGGAGGGGUUCAUAGACCCGUGGAUAGACUGUUUGGUGGUCUGGCAUCAGAUCAUACUUCGCCAUCGUCAUCUCCUUCUCGAAGAAACCUUACAGCCAAUAGCUCGCAUGAGAUCUAUUCGGUUUCGCCAGUGCGAAUGGAUUCGCAGAGACUGCUGUUAUCGCCGAGAAAACAACCUCGUCCAGUGUCCAAAGUGCCGUAUAAAGUACUGGAUGCGCCGGAUUUGGCAGACGAUUUCUACCUGAAUUUGGUCGACUGGGGGUCUACAAAUGUGCUUGGAGUCGGUCUAGGAAGCUCUGUUUAUCUGUGGAAUGCACAAAGUGGACAGGUCGAUAGUCUGUGUACACUGAACGACGAGCGAAUCACCUCGUUAUCAUGGAUAACCCAUGGACCGCACCUGGCAGUGGGCACGAGUUCGGGCGCAGUACAGAUCUGGGAUACUCAGAAUUGUAAACGGAUUCGUAAAAUGACGGGCCAUCUAGCGAGAGCUAGUGCAUUGUCGUGGAAUGAACAUAUUCUGACAUCAGGAAGCCAAGAUAGAACGAUUCUGCACCGCGAUGUGAGGGUAGCAGACCAUUAUGUGACAAGACUCAGUGGACAUCGACAAGAAGUGUGUGGAUUAAGGUGGAAUGUCGAGGAAAACCUACUUGCUAGUGGAGGAAACGAUAAUAAGCUGAUGGUAUGGGACGGAUUGAACACUGAACCACUACAUAAAUUCCAAGCACAUGAAGCAGCAAUUAAAGCGAUUUCCUGGAGUCCGCACCAACGAGGAUUACUAGCCAGUGGAGGAGGUACUGCCGAUAGAAAAAUCCGGUUCUGGAAUACCCAGACUGGAUCAUUACUGAACGAGAUAGAUACAGGCAGUCAAGUGUGUAACCUGGCAUGGAGUAAGAACUCGAACGAGAUUGUGUCAACACACGGAUUCUCGCAAAACCAAAUCAUGAUCUGGAAAUACCCGUCGAUGCAACAGGUCGCUGCACUGACGGGCCAUACCUACCGAGUUCUGUACCUGGCACUGAGUCCCGACGGCAAAACUAUCGUGACCGGUGCUGGCGACGAGACACUGCGGUUCUGGAACAUCUUCGACGACAACAGGGCCAACACACGCCUGAACUCGUCGCUGCUAGAUGUGUUCCAGCAACUGCGAUAA
Molecule: messenger RNA, 1305 nt
Organism: Sugiyamaella lignohabitans
Lineage: Eukaryota; Fungi; Ascomycota; Dipodascomycetes; Dipodascales; Trichomonascaceae
Gene: CDH1
Product: Cdh1p
Exons: 1
Coding region: 1-1305 (434 amino acids)
Biological process (GO): positive regulation of ubiquitin protein ligase activity; positive regulation of anaphase-promoting complex-dependent catabolic process; anaphase-promoting complex-dependent catabolic process
Cellular component (GO): anaphase-promoting complex
Molecular function (GO): anaphase-promoting complex binding; ubiquitin ligase activator activity; protein binding
Source: RefSeq, a predicted model, not a curated record